UGCGGCCAUGGACCGCGGAGCUGCCGCGGCCCAGGGCACUGCCCCGCCUCAGGAUGGAGAGCAGCCCGCUGAGUCUCCAGAGCCUCCGCCGCCUUGGCCGCCGCCGCCACCACCACCGGCUCCGCCGCCGGCUCCGCCGCUGCUCUCCGAGGCUUCGCCAGAACCCAUACCAGAGCCCUGUCCAGAGCUUGCUCCAGGACCCUGUCCAGAGGCGACCUCAGAACCAGCCACAGAACUGUACACAGAACCGACCCCAGAACCAGCCACAGAGCCGGCCUCAGAACCGGCCCCAGAACCUGCCACAGAGCCGGCCCCAGAACCUGCCACAGAGCCGGCCCCAGAACCGGCCCCAGAACCUGCCCUAGAGUCGGCCCCAGAGCCGGCCCCAGAGCUGACUCCAGAAGUUGCCCCAGAGCCGGCCCCAGAGCCGACCCCAGAACCUGUGACAGAGCUGGCCCCAGAGUUCUGCCCUGAGGCGGCUCCAGAGUCCCGUCCAAGUCCAGCACCAUGUCUAUUGCAAUGUCCGGUGGACACUCGAGAGAGAGGUCUAAAGACCUCGCCAUCGCCAUCGCCAUCACCCAGAACGCCAAUGUCGUGGUCCAGAAUAAAGAAAAUAUUGAAGGAAGGACCUAUGCUGAAGAACUGUAACUCCUUCAAGAGAUGGAAGCUUAGAUAUUUUCUGGUUCAAGGACAGAAGCUCUACUUUGCACACCAUCCCGCGUUUGCACACUUUGAAACGAUUGAUCUGUCUCAAGCCACUGUGGCAGAAAGCAGCUGCAGAAACCUUUGCCACAGUUUUUGUGUUAUCACACCACAACGAAAAAUCACUCUGGCUGCACCCAACCGGAAAGACAUGGAAGAAUGGAUUAACAUCAUAAAAACCGUCCAACAGGGAGAAAUUUAUAAGAUACCUGCAGCAGAAAACAACCCUUUUCUUGUUGGAAUGCACUGUUGGUACUCCAGCUACAGCCACCGGACCCAGCACUGCAAUGUUUGUCGAGAGAGCAUUCCUGCCUUAUCUAGAGAUGCCAUCAUCUGUGAAGUGUGCAAAGUGAAAUCUCACAGAUUAUGUGCUUUGAGAGCAAGCAAAGACUGCAAGUGGAAUACAUUGUCUGUCACUGAUGACCUCCUCCUGCCUGCAGAUGAAGUAAACAUGCCCCAUCAAUGGGUAGAAGGAAACAUGCCUGUCAGCUCUCAGUGUGCAGUAUGUCAUGAGAGCUGUGGCAGUUAUCAAAGACUUCAAGACUUCCGCUGCCUGUGGUGUAAUUCUACGGUGCAUGAUGACUGUAGGAGACGGUUUUCCAAGGAAUGUUGCUUCGGAAGCCAUCGCUCAUCAGUCAUUCCUCCCACUGCUCUAAGCGACCCCAAAGGCGAUGGCCAAUUAGUAGUAUCUUCGGACUUCUGGAAUCUUGAUUGGUCAUCAGCCUGUUCAUGUCCCUUGCUCAUCUUCAUCAACUCCAAAAGUGGCGAUCAUCAGGGGAUCGUCUUCCUCCGAAAAUUCAAGCAAUACCUUAACCCAUCUCAAGUGUUCGACCUGUUGAAGGGUGGACCUGAAGCAGGGCUGUCUAUGUUCAAGAACUUUGCUCGCUUUCGCAUUCUGGUUUGUGGUGGAGAUGGCAGCGUGAGCUGGGUCUUAUCUCUGAUUGAUGCCUUUGGAUUACAUGAAAAGUGUCAGCUGGCAGUCAUCCCACUUGGAACCGGCAAUGAUCUGGCUCGUGUCCUAGGCUGGGGUGCAUUCUGGAACAAAAGCAAGUCACCUCUGGACAUCCUCAACAGAGUGGAGCAGGCUAGUGUGAGGACCCUAGACAGAUGGAGUGUGAUGAUUCGUGAGACUCCCAGACAAACCCCGCUGCUAAAAGGACAGGUUGAAAUGGAUGUACCACGAUUUGAGGCUGCUGCCAUCCGACACUUAGAAUCUGCAGCCACCGAGUUGAACAAAAUCCUGAAGGCCAAGUACCCCACAGAGAUGAUCAUCGCAACCAGAUUCUUGUGUUCAGCCGUGGAAGAUUUUGUGGUUGAUAUUGUAAAGGCCUGGGGUCAGAUAAAACAGAACAAUACAGCAAUAGUGUCUGUGAUUCUGAAAAGUGACUUAAUGUAUGAUAAGCUCAGUGUCCUGAUCGAUGUCCUGGCUGAGGAGGCAGCAGCUACUUCUGCUGAGAAAAGUGCUACAGAAUAUGCAGACAGCAGCAAGGCAGAUAGGAAGCCCUUCGUUCCUCAAAUAGACCACAUAGCCAAGUGCAAGUUGGAGCUGGCUACAAAGGCCCAGAAUCUCCAGAAAUCCUUGAAACUCAUCAUAUUCCAAGUUGAACAAGUUCUGGAUGAGGAAAGCAGACAGACAAUAUCUGUUAAGAACUUUAGUUCAACUUUCUUCCUGGAAGAUGACCCAGAAGAUAUUAACCAGACAAGCCCACGACGCCGUUCUCGUCGUGGCACUUUGUCUUCUAUAUCUUCUCUCAAAAGUGAGGACCUAGACAAUCUUAACUUGGAUCACUUACAUUUUACACCUGAAUCUAUACGCUUCAAAGAAAAAUGUGUCAUGAACAACUACUUCGGAAUUGGACUGGAUGCUAAAAUUUCUCUGGACUUCAACACCAGAAGAGAUGAACACCCAGGGCAAUACAAUAGCCGCCUUAAGAACAAGAUGUGGUAUGGCCUUCUGGGAACCAGGGAACUUUUGCAGCGCUCUUACAGGAAACUGGAAGAACGAGUGCAUUUGGAGUGUGAUGGAGAAACCAUCUCCUUGCCAAACCUGCAAGGCAUUGUAGUGCUCAACAUUACCAGCUAUGCCGGAGGUAUCAACUUCUGGGGAAGCAACACAGCAACCACGGAAUAUGAGGCUCCUGCAAUCGAUGAUGGGAAAUUGGAGGUGGUGGCAAUCUUUGGUUCUGUGCAGAUGGCAAUGUCCCGUAUCAUCAACCUGCAUCAUCAUCGCAUUGCCCAGUGCCAUGAGGUGAUGAUAACCAUUGAUGGUGAAGAAGGUAUUCCAGUGCAGGUGGAUGGGGAGGCCUGGAUUCAGAGACCAGGCCUUAUCAAGAUUAGAUACAAGAACGCUGCUCAGAUGCUGACAAGAGAUCGGGACUUUGAGAACUCAAUGAAAAUGUGGGAAUACAAGCAUACUGAAAUUCAAGCUGCCCCUCAACCCCAGCUGGACUCCCAGGACUCUCAAGAGAGCCUCUCUGAUGAGGAGUAUGCCCAGAUGCAGCACUUAGCUCGGCUUGCAGAAAACCUCAUCAGCAAACUUAAUGACCUGAGCAAGAUCCACCAGCAUGUGUCUGUCCUCAUGGAUUCUGUGAAUGCCAGCGCUAACAUCCUGAAUGAUAUAUUUUACGGCCAAGACAGUGGCAAUGAGAUGGGUGCAGCUUCCUGUAUUCCCAUUGAAACUCUAAGCAGAAAUGAUGCUGUAGAUGUUACAUUUAGUCUUAAAGGGCUCUACGAUGACACCACAGCUUUCCUGGAUGAAAAGCUGCUGAGAAGUGCUGAGGAUGAGACCUCACUACAAAGCACCCUGGAAGCUAUGAAUAAGGAGUUCAAAAAGCUAUCUGAGAUUGACUGGAUGAAUCUGAUCUUUGUUCCAGAGGAAAAAUCUUCGGCCACUGACAGUAGAAGCCUCAGGCUGAAAAUUAAGUUCCCCAAAUUGGGAAAGAAAAAGCUAGAAGAGGAACUCAAGCCUAAAUCAGGCCAGAGUGUCCAGAGUUUUAUUGGUAAUUUAUGGCACCGCAGACAUCGUGAAGAUAAAGCAGAGGGUGAUGAUCCUCUAACACCAUCAAGAUCUCAACUGUAG
Messenger RNA from Pongo pygmaeus (Bornean orangutan), 3781 nucleotides. It is a transcript of the gene DGKK, whose product is annotated as diacylglycerol kinase kappa. Bases 8 to 3781 code for a protein of 1257 amino acids. Gene Ontology annotation, cellular component: plasma membrane. Gene Ontology annotation, molecular function: ATP-dependent diacylglycerol kinase activity. Lineage: Eukaryota; Metazoa; Chordata; Mammalia; Primates; Hominidae. The record is from RefSeq and is a predicted model, not a curated record. The transcript has 28 exons. Gene Ontology annotation, biological process: phospholipase C-activating G protein-coupled receptor signaling pathway.